Messenger RNA from Symbiodinium necroappetens, 155 nucleotides. The record is from the annotation of a GenBank genome assembly. Lineage: Eukaryota; Dinophyceae; Suessiales; Symbiodiniaceae.
AUGCUCGACCUUUGGGCAUCGAUGGAGCUUUCCUUCAUAGCAAAUGGAACGCAGUGCCGCCAUCCACCCAGGCUCUUGUACCCGCUGUACACCUUCUACUUUGUGAGGAAGUACAAGGGGCAAAUGCCCUACUAUCCCGGAGACGGGCAAGAGCA